This is a messenger RNA of Hibiscus syriacus, 417 nucleotides long. RefSeq lists its product as uncharacterized. Lineage: Eukaryota; Viridiplantae; Streptophyta; Magnoliopsida; Malvales; Malvaceae. The record is from RefSeq and is a predicted model, not a curated record. The coding region runs from base 1 to 417 and encodes 138 amino acids. The transcript has 2 exons.
AUGGGGCUCUCAAAAUCAGAAUGCAAGAUCCACCCAUCUCAGCACCAAAAUCAAGGGGUUUGCCCAUCAUGUCUAAGAGAAAGGUUAUCUAGUCUUUGUUCCACUUCGCUCAACGAAGCUUCAAGACUCGCUCCUUAUUAUGCUUCCAACUCUGUAUCACCAGCCCGACUUCGUAUUUCGCAUCGGAGGAACGGUUCUGAAGUGAUGGGAGUCGCCAGAUCGUCGUCUUUCAUGGGGAAGGUUGGUGAUAAUUAUGGCUUGAAGAAGAGUAGAUCGACUGCUUUUGUUGCUAGAAAGGUCGAUGAUGAGGAUGUUCAGAAUUGGAAGAACAAGGAAAGGAAAGGGUUUUGGUCCAAGUUGCUUCGUUUGAAAGGGAAGAAGAUGGAUGUUGUGAUGCAGUCGACCAGGUUUGAAUAA